Messenger RNA from Glossina fuscipes, 1001 nucleotides. Its product is annotated as probable cytochrome P450 6g2. The transcript has a single exon. NCBI's taxonomy places the organism in Eukaryota, Metazoa, Arthropoda, Insecta, Diptera, Glossinidae. The annotation marks the transcript as partial. Gene Ontology annotation, biological process: insecticide catabolic process; response to DDT. Gene Ontology annotation, molecular function: oxidoreductase activity, acting on paired donors, with incorporation or reduction of molecular oxygen; monooxygenase activity; iron ion binding. The record is from RefSeq and is a predicted model, not a curated record.
AAUGUGGUUCGAAAUAACUUUAGCUUUGCUGUUACUACUAGUAGCGCUUUUAUAUGUUCAUCUAACGUUUCGUUAUCGGUAUUGGUUGCGCCACGGUGUCGUCUACGUCAAACCCACUCCUAUAGUAGGUAAUCUAGGACCUUUGUUGCGCAUGCAAUGCGCUUCUGCUCAUAUGAUGCAAACGAUUUACAACUAUCCCGCAGCUGGUGACAAACCUUUCGUUGGCAUAUAUAUUUUUGACCGUCCUGCUUUGCUACUGCGCGAUCCUGAGCUAAUAAAACGAAUUCUAAGUAAGGAUUUUCCAAAAUUUUCUAAUCGUUUUUUAAACACGGAUUAUUACGGCGACCCUCUCGCCUCUCGGAAUUUAUUCUUUCUCAAAAAUCCUUUUUGGAAGGAAGUGCGUUCUAAACUGACUCCUUUCUUUACGAGCUGGAAAAUGAAGCAAAUGUUCCCUCUGGUUGAAGAAGUGGGACUUAAUCUUAAUGAAUAUCUCUUGAAAAUUCCUUUAAAUAACAACAAUAGUUUUGAACUGGAGCUUAAGGAACUUUGCGCAUUAUAUACCACGGAUGUUAUUGCAACUGUGGCUUUCGGUAUUCAAGCGAAUUCUUUUAAAUAUCCAAAUGGAGAAUUUCGUCGCAACGGUCGUGAAAUAUUUCAUUUUAGUACCAAACGUGCCUUAACUUUUAGGGUCGUCUUUUUCUUGCCAUAUUUAAUGCCGUAUUUGGGUCUGAAAGUUGUUUCAACGGAGCAAACGGAAUUUUUGCGGUCUACAAUGAAUCCUAUAUUGGAGGAGCGAGAGAAAUCGGGAAUAAAACGUCACGAUUUAAUCGAUAUCCUGAUAGAAUUAAAAAAUCAAAGCAAGACACAGUCAAGCCAGGACGGUUUCAAAUUUGAAGGCGAUGUCUUGGUUGCUCAGGCGGCUUUAUUUUUUACAGCUGGAUUUGAGUCAACCUCGGCAACAAUGUCUUUUGCUUAUACGAAUUGGCAAAACACUCCGAAAU